This is a messenger RNA of Capsicum annuum, 939 nucleotides long. RefSeq lists its product as uncharacterized. The record is from RefSeq and is a predicted model, not a curated record. Lineage: Eukaryota; Viridiplantae; Streptophyta; Magnoliopsida; Solanales; Solanaceae. The coding region runs from base 1 to 939 and encodes 312 amino acids. Gene Ontology annotation, molecular function: zinc ion binding. The transcript has 5 exons.
AUGAGAAGACCAUAUCAGGGAACAUUCAUUUCAGCUAGCACACUUGAUGAAGCAGGACAUAUAUUGCCACUCGCGUAUGGGGUUGUAGAUUCUAAGAAUGAUUCAUCCUGGACUUGGUUUUUCCAGCAAUUCAAGUGUGCUUUUGGUGAGAGGGAUAAUAUAAAGAGUAAGGACAAGCUGACAGGAGAGUUUUUUGCCAUGGCUAAAGCGUACGAGUUGAAUGAUUUUGAUGAACUUAUGUGUAAAGUGGGAAAGAUUGACAAUAGAGUUAAGGUAUAUUUGGAAAAUAUUGGAUUUGAAAAGUGGUCACGAGUUUAUGCUCCAAUAAAUAGGGGGAGGAUGAUGACUUCCAACAUUGCAGAAUGUAUCAACUCUCGUCUUGUUGAGGCUCGUGAACUGCCAAUUUUAGAAUUUCUUGAACAGAUGUAUCAAAGUGAUACAUCUGGGAGUCAUAUGUAUCAUUUUGAUACAUAUGUUGAAAUAUGCUGCCACUUGAAAAUUAGGGAAUCAAGUAACUACAUAUACGGUGUGUAUGAAGAAGGAAGAAAUUACAUUGUCCGGUUGGACAAUAGAACUUGCAACUGUGGUAGAUUUCAACUUGAUGAGAUACCAUACGCGCACGCCAUUGCUGUUUUGAAAAGCAAACAUAUAAAGGAAAUGAAUCCAUACUUCUCAGAUUACUACAAGAAGGAGGCAUUGAUGAAGACUUAUGAAAUGACGCUUUGUCCAAUGCCCGAUAAACAAGACUGGAAAGUAACACCGGAGGUGUUAGAAGAUGUGGUUUUGCCUCCAAAAUAUAAACACCCACCAGGAAGACCCAAGAAAGGUAGAAAAAAGAAAAGUAGUGAAAAUUUUUCAUCAACAUCAAAUCAUUGGGGCAAGUGUGGGUACGAAGGACACAAUAGACGUACUUGCAACUACCUUCCAAAAGAGAUGUGA